AGUUCUAUUGCGCUCGGUUUCCGGUCGCCAUGUUUAGUCCACACAGAAGAACUGCCUUGUUCAGUUUUCGCCAGGAGUUUUACUCUCCUAUGUACUUAAUCUGUACGUGUUUUAGACAGAAUUAAUUGUUUUAAGUACACGUGCCUUUGAUGAUAUGCUCAGUAGCUCUGGGUAGUAAAGAGACGCUUUAUUCCUCUGUUAUGGAGCCUCUUAACCAGGUUGAUGUCAUGCACCUUCAGGAGUCUCGUUCCUCAGCUCUAGAUCUGUCCGUGGGCUGCAGACAGAGUCCGUUAAAGACAAACUCCAUAGAGGGGUUGGAUCUGCUGAAAAAGCCCAGCUGGUGUGGCAUUACCUCAGGGAGCAAGAGCGUUAACACGUCCGAGUCUCGGUGCAUCACUUGGCCAAGCAAACCGAAUUCACCUGAUCACCCCGAACCAGGAUCGAAGCGUCAUGGCACGUCAUCCCACAGCCCCUACUCUAUACCAUUACCCCUGAUCAAUGGCUUGCCAUCUGUGGCUCAGAUACUGUCUCAGUGCCCGACCACAGACCAAGUGUUUACGGAUGACAGUGAUUACCGUAUGGAAAUGGGCCAUGUGUUAACGCAAACUAAAAAUAGUCUCAAAAAAGCAGAUUCUGUGUUGGGAGGCAGGAUAGCGCAUAAAGAGAUGCAUCCACAAGACAUUGUGACCAGUUGUGGGGAAACAUACUUGAGUGACACAAGCAUGUCACAAACUAAGGGCUCAUCAUGUUUACCUCAGGACGCAUACACACUACGUUCCACCAGCUCAGCGGUUGAGCAAACUGCCAUCGAAACGCUCGCAUCCGAAUGCACCGGCGCUAAGAAAACAUCUCCAUGCUCCGUCGAAUACAUCUCUAGUGCAGAUGACAGUGACGUCAUUGAGGUGCCAGUCAGCAACUCCAGAUGCAAGAUGCCUCCGAGCUGCCGCUCCCGAACUCGGAGUGUCAUAGUUAAUGAGAGAAGUCGUGGAAGACGAGGAAAUUCCUCCGUGAAGCACAAAGUUGCAAUGGACUGCUCUCCCAAACAUGUGAACAAUGUCUAUGCCCUGGAUGAACCUGAUUUUGAAGGCAGUGACGGUAGAGCCGACUCUGAAUCCAAGUCGUUGCUGUCAUGGAUGGAGUCGGUCUGUAUUGCCAUAUCUCCAGAAGACAGCGAUCAAGACAUGGAUGCCGCUUUUCCCGAAAACUUCCCAUCUACCUCAGAUGCUGAAAACACAAGCGUCUUCAAGUCUCCACAGAGUGGGGCUUCAUCUUCAAUGUCAAGCCGUUUGUGGAAAACUCCGGCCUCGAAGAGUAGGAAACGGGCGAAACCAAGACCCAAACCCGCUAAGCCGGUCAGAGCGCCGCCGGCCGGCAAAUUGGCAAAGAGAAGACGCCGAAAGCCUCGCUCAUCUGGACCUUCAUCCAUGUUUUCUUUUCAAGAGCCGGAGAUCAAAUUAAAAUAUGCAGACCACAAAGAAGAGAAGAAGGACAGCAGGCCGGACAGCUUCGCCCCGUACGUUCACAUGGAGUUCUCAUCCUGCACAAUCGUCAAUUUUAGGGAAGAGGAUGUUUAUUCGACGAAGAAAGGGUCGCAGCAGGUGGUCUCGGGGGUCAUCCCGAAGACGUCCUGUUUGCAGCUGGGCCGUGUUGCCUCCGAUGCCAGGUUAGAGGUCAGGCGUUUCUGCUGCCUGUGUGGAAGAGCUGGCAACAUUGAAGGCCUUGGGGAUUUGCAUGGACCGUACUACUCCAGCGGAGCUCAGGCCGUCUGUAAAUCCGACAGCAGUCCUCUUGCCCAAAAGCAGGAACCUGACUGCAGCGAUUUGGACUCGGUCUACAGUUUGGAGGACGGUGCGUCCCAGUCUGUCAGACGGCAGAGGAAGGAGAACUGCUCGGAGAGCGUUGAGGAGUCUGGUGUGUGUAGUGAGCACUGGAUACAUGAGGACUGUAGCAUUUGGACCGCAGGCAUCUUUUUGGUUAAAGGGAAACUCUACGGAUUGGAGGAAGCCAUCCGGCUUGCACAAGGAACAGUGUGUUCGUACUGUCACAUGGUUGGUGCCACUUUGGGAUGUUUCUUCAAAGAUUGCCCCAAUAAGUACCACUUCCCCUGUGCCCUGCAGUCAGGUAGACGUCGACAGAUGUGGCUGUGGAGUGGGUCCCUAAUGUGUUUACAGAUCGUUCCAUUUGAUUUAGCACUCCACAUGUUGAGUGUUUGCACGUACUCUCAGGCAGUCGAAUGUUCGGGACUGGAUGUGCUGUGUCUUUUACCUGUCGCUCGAGCGGUACCCUUGGGCAACGCUGGAUGAUUUCCAUUGCAUUCCUCUGCGUUCCGAACACCUGAUAAAUUCAACCACUGCAGAUUUUUACAUCUCUGUUUCAUCUAAGUUUACUGAAGGCCAAAUAUCUCCCUCUGCUUCAACCUUUUACAAUGUUAUGGCAAUCUAAACAACAGUGGAAUCAAUAAUGAGAGCCUUGUUUCAUUUGAAGUGACAGUACAAGCAUAUUGAGCGGAAGUGCUUGAUUUUCAUUCUUUUGUGCACUUCAGCAUCUCGUUGUUCAUUAAAUAUGUAACACCAACUGUCCAUUCUGUAACAGUGAUGUCUUUUUAUUACAUAAAACUGAAAUGCUGAAUGAACUAGUCUCCUCCAGUGGUACCGUAUGCACUAUUAUGUGAGCACAUUUAUUUAUAUUUAUGUUUAAUGCAUAGGUGUGUAUUUAUUUGCCAAUGAACAGCCCCCUUUAAAAGGACAGAGUGUGUUUUAGCACCUUGUAUAAAUGCAGUAAAGGCACAUUAUAAUUUGAUGUUGGUAACUGCUACAGGGUGCUUUAAAUAUGAAUCUGGUUUCGGUUUUCUUUUGAAACUUGUGGCCUGGGAAGCAAGAAAUCACAGCGUCUGUAGGAUUUUCCAUUUCACCUGAUGCCUUGUGAUGUUUCGAGUUCUGUUUCAAUAAAUGUUUUUAUUCUACAUU
Molecule: messenger RNA, 2966 nt
Organism: Sinocyclocheilus rhinocerous
Lineage: Eukaryota; Metazoa; Chordata; Actinopteri; Cypriniformes; Cyprinidae
Product: retinoic acid-induced protein 1-like
Exons: 4
Coding region: 150-2303 (717 amino acids)
Biological process (GO): regulation of transcription by RNA polymerase II
Cellular component (GO): nucleus
Source: RefSeq, a predicted model, not a curated record